AUCAUCUCAAGACACUAAGUUUAUCGACAGAUGACAUCACUACAAAAACCCGUAUGCAAUAACCAGUUUUCCUUAUAUCUUAUUUUAUAAUGUUUGUUGAUUAUUUUAGUUUAUACUAUACUUCUGGACAGAGCAAUUGUGUGAAGAAUGAAGUCAAUUGUGGCGGUAUGCUUGCUGGUGUGGGGAUGUCAAGGGCAGAAUAACAAUUUCCAGAGCACAAAUCAAUGGCUUGGAACCUUUUUAACUCCGACAAAUAAAAGACCCACGGAUUGUUACACUGAGAAGCAGGAAGUGGGACAAUGUGUGAAAUUGUCAGAAUGCAUGGACAGCAACGAAAUCGACUUGGAAAACAUGGACGUUUAUAGAGGAUUAAGCUGCCACUACUUGAAGAUAUGCUGUCCAACCAGUCGAUUGAUAACGACAGGAACCGUGACUCCACCUCCACUGCCGCCGAAGAGGCCAGGAUGUGGAUGGAGUAACCCCGGCGGCUACGCAUUCCGCGACUCUUCAAACACGCACGCUGAGUUCGGAGAGUUUCCUUGGAUGGUUGCAUUGAUGAGGGAAGUCAGUCAGAACCAGGGAUGGGAUCCAAAGGAUUACUUGGGAGGUGGAACUCUGAUCCACCAUUCGGUGGUGAUGACGGUCGCUCAUAAACUCAAGGCCAUUAAUUACGACCCGUCAUUGAUAAAAUGCCGUCUUGGCGAAUGGGACACACAGAAUACUAACGAAAUUUAUCCCCACCAAGACAGAAACGUCAAUAAAAUCCUUGUUCAUGAACAGUUCUCUUCGAAGACGUCAGCGAAUGAUGUUGCUCUAUUAAUAACAACGUCCCCAUUCGAUCUAACCGAUCCCCAUGUGGGGAUUGCCUGUUUGAGCUUCAAUGAGCCUAAAAUGGAUGCCAAUUGUUUUAGCAUGGGUUGGGGUAAGGACUUCAAUAAUAAUGACAAAUACGCUGUUUGGUUAAAGAAGGUGCCAUUACCAGUAGUUGACCACGGAACUUGUGAAUAUGCCUUGCAAGGUUCGCGGCUUGGAAGUAAAUUCAGAUUGCACAACUCAUUGAUAUGUGCUGGAGGAACGAAGAACUUUGACACGUGCACCGGUGAUGGAGGCUCAUCACUAGCUUGUCGCACUUCGAGCGCUGGUGCCCCACCACGUUAUUCAGUGUAUGGAAUGGUUGCAUUUGGCGUCGAAUGUGGUACUGUGCUACCUGCUGCGUACGUGAACGUAGCGACGAUGAUUCAAUGGAUCACUAAUAAAUUUGCUGAUGAAAAACUUGACGUUCCGUUCUUCGCUUAAGGACCUAUACUAUCGCCAAACUCCAAAGUACAUUGUUUCUUUCCAUUUUUCGUCAUCGUUUCUUGAAGUAAGGCGAGUGGAAAAAAUAUAUGGUGGAGUUGAGUA
Molecule: messenger RNA, 1401 nt
Organism: Pieris napi
Lineage: Eukaryota; Metazoa; Arthropoda; Insecta; Lepidoptera; Pieridae
Product: phenoloxidase-activating factor 2-like
Exons: 9
Coding region: 148-1296 (382 amino acids)
Biological process (GO): proteolysis
Molecular function (GO): serine-type endopeptidase activity
Source: RefSeq, a predicted model, not a curated record